Carassius gibelio (silver crucian carp) is the source of this 867-nucleotide messenger RNA. RefSeq names its product DNA-directed RNA polymerase I subunit RPA12-like. The record is from RefSeq and is a predicted model, not a curated record. Bases 389 to 745 code for a protein of 118 amino acids. Gene Ontology annotation, cellular component: RNA polymerase I complex. Gene Ontology annotation, biological process: DNA-templated transcription; termination of RNA polymerase I transcription. Lineage: Eukaryota; Metazoa; Chordata; Actinopteri; Cypriniformes; Cyprinidae. The transcript has 5 exons. Gene Ontology annotation, molecular function: nucleic acid binding; zinc ion binding; DNA-directed RNA polymerase activity.
AGUAAUAAAGCGGGCAGCUCAAGCUAGCAAACUAUACCAAAUAUAUUAGCUUUAGCUUAUCCAUGUAGCCCCAGAGAUGACGCGGGCCAAAGAGUGACUAUAGCACAACAUUCCAGUGUGUUUUCUGACGGACUAUUAAGUCUCUUAUCACUUCGCGCGUUUAUUUUGAUGUUGUAGUAUUAAAUAAUCUCAGUUACCUCGAAAUACUGUAUGAAGCGGUUGAGCUUCACUGCACCUGCUGAAAGGGGUGGCGAUGACGUCAUCAACGCGAGACGAAUCGACUACUAAACGUUUCGACGAAGGACCCAAAACACGUGAACUGCGUGAGCUGCCUUGAGAAGAGACAUUUCAGAUUAUAGACACGAAAGACAUCGUUAUUAAAACAGAAAUGUCAUGUUUUAGUGGAGAUCUCAACUUCUGCCCUGAAUGUGGGAAUAUUCUUCCAGUGCCUGGAAGGGAAAACACUAUUACCUGCCCGCGGUGCUCUUUCAAAAUCCCUGUUCGAGAAUUCACAGGUCAAGUGAUUAAAUCAUCAGUGGUGUUUAAUCCUCUGGAUCAGAGCUCCAGCACUGUUGACAGCGGAGAGGAUGCUGAGCUGAAGGGGCCAGUGAUUGACAGGAGAUGUUCCCGCUGUAAUAAAGAAGGAAUGGUUUAUCACACAAGACAGAUGAGAUCUGCAGAUGAAGGACAGACGGUCUUCUUCACAUGCAUACACUGCAGGUUUCAAGAAAAGGAGGAUUCAUGAGAAACAUUGCUGCUGUUAUUGACAUUUAAAUGUAUAGGUUAUCAGAAUUUAAAUAAUGUGAAAUAUUAAAAAAGGAUUAUGUACAUGUCUUCAAUGUUAUUAAAAAGAAAAGAAAAAAAGAA